Molecule: messenger RNA, 1320 nt
Organism: Pyrenophora tritici-repentis Pt-1C-BFP
Lineage: Eukaryota; Fungi; Ascomycota; Dothideomycetes; Pleosporales; Pleosporaceae
Product: DUF3500 domain containing protein
Source: RefSeq, a predicted model, not a curated record
AUGGCGGGAAGGAACUCAUUUGACGAAGCGUCUGCUGGCUUUCGAUCGCAUCUCCCGGAUCUCAGCAGUCUGAGGUUCACGACUGCCGCACAGCAAAAUGUUUACGAGUAUGUAAAAUCCAUGCAGGACAAUCGUGCGCCGCCGUGGCUAUACGACUUAACAAAGGUAUGGGAAAAGCUACUGGAAGAGCCAUACAAGGGUAUAACAAAUGACGGAAAUGUACGCGAAGGUCUCUUCGCCGCACGCGAUGAAGACGCGAACGUUGGCGAUGCAGUUGAGCGGGCGGAAAAGCUGUUGGACAGUUUGGACGCUGAACAAAAGAAGAAUGUAUCUUAUCCCGUAAACGCGAGAGAAUGGAGGGCCUGGAGUAACCCAGAGUUCCUGUUGAGACCACUUGGCUUGCGCCUCGAAGAAGUCUCGGAACAAACUGCACAACUUAUUCUCGGUGUGCUCGGAGGGUCAUUGUCGUCGGGGGGCUACGAGAAAGCAAUUGCAGCCAUGCGCAUAAAUCAUUUCCUCGGAGAAGUGGUCAAACUUCCUAAUAUCUUGAACAAGUACUCUUACAACUUCCUUAUUUUUGGUACACCAUCUACAUCCGCCUCCUCGCCAUGGGGUUGGCUUCUCUAUGGUCAUCAUCUCGCUAUUGCGUGUUUUUUCAAGGGUCCUCAGGUUGUUGUUAGCCCGUCAUUUACCGGUGCAGAGCCCAACAUCAUCGACGAAGGGGAAUGGAAGGGUACCGAGAUUUUGCACAAAGAGGGGAGCUUAGGACUGAAGCUCAUGCAAAGUCUCAGUGCGGAGCAGCAGCAGAAAGCCCAGAUUUUCAAGAACAUGAGAGACGAGGGUAUGAAGCAAGUUUACGGCAAUUCCAAUAACGAUGAGACGAAACGCGACGAACUCAUCACCGAUACUUGGGGUCCAGAUGAUCAACGCCACCGCUGUGGCGCAUUCCGCGACAAUCGUAUCGUGCCAUACGAAGGUGUGCUCGUGACUACGAUGGAGCCUUCCCAGCAAGAACGCAUCCUGUCCAUCUGCGACGAGUUUCUUCUCUACCAUCCCACCAAAGCUCGCCAGCUCAAGCUCUAUCAGAUCAAGCAACACUUUGAAGAAACAUACUUUUGCUGGAUUGGAGGUUUUGGUAAUGAUGAUGCGUUUUACUUCCGCAUACAGAGUCCGGUUAUUUUGCUGGAGUUUGAUCAUCAUUCGGGCGUAUUCUUGACAAACAAAGAGCCAGCAAAAUACCAUACACAUACUAUUGUGAGAACUCCGAAUGCUGGGGAUUAUGGGCAGGCGAUUCGACAAGGCGACGAAAAAUUGCAGUAG